GAUUUUUUUUAUGACUAGUUAUUAUCAGCUUCUAAAAAAACAACUUUUUUCGCGGGUCUCAAAAUUAUAAUUAUGUGGCUACUCAAAUCCAUAAUAGUCUCGACAUUGCUGAUACAUAAAUCAUCAGCAGCCGAACGUCCGGAUAUAUAUCUUACAAAUAUCAAAUUUAUAGUCGGGAUUUUUGAAAAUAAUCCUGAGAUCACCGAUCGAGAUGUUUAUUUGCAUCAAGGCGUUUUGAUACACCGCCAACUUGUUCUCACGAGUUCAGAUAAUUUUUACAAAAACAUUGAAUUAAAAGUGCGCGCUUACAAUUGGCCGAGUCGAAUUCGUCUGUAUAAUGACCAAAAAACAUCACCGUCUAAUUAUGAAGAACGAAGAGUGGAUACUAUUGAAUAUAAUGACGAUGAAACGUCUAGAAUAUUAAUAUUAGUUUUAAUUCAACCAUUCGAAAAUAUUAAUAAUAUUGUCAAUGACGAUUUUACACCUGAAAAUUUUUAUCAUACAGAUUCAAAUAAAAAAUGCGUAUUUAUAAAAUUGAAAUUUACGGAAAACCGGUGUACAAAAUUCGCGUGUGAUUCAAAAGUCAGAGUUAAACAGCGUAAAAUCAAACCAAAUACACAAUUAUCAUCUUAUAAAUGCGAUCUAGAUAUUAUAAGAAAAAUUUUUAAAGUUAAUCGAAUAAAUGAUAAUAAUUUUUACUGUGCUCAUCAGACUGGUCGAUUCAAAUGCCACAACUAUCCAGGAGCUGCUCUUGCUUGCGAAUCAACGCAACGGGGACAAUAUUUUCUAGCAGGAAUCAAUACUGCUAAUAAUAAUUGUAACUUUAUAUUUGAAAAUACUCAGCGCCUUAACGAUUGGGUUAACAAAAUAUUAAAAGAUAUUAUGUUUGAAAUUGGAUAUUAAUUUUAAUUCAAAUUAAAUAUUAAUAACAUCAACUCAUCAGGUCAUGCUGUUAAUAAAUUUCAAAUUUAUCAACCUGUACUACCAUGAGCUCGUUUUUAUUUUAAUACCCACU
Molecule: messenger RNA, 1015 nt
Organism: Microplitis mediator
Lineage: Eukaryota; Metazoa; Arthropoda; Insecta; Hymenoptera; Braconidae
Exons: 3
Coding region: 73-903 (276 amino acids)
Source: RefSeq, a predicted model, not a curated record